AAAAAUAAACUUAACACUAUCGAAACACCACCUUCGUAUCUAACCUUUGGCAUAAUUAAUACAAUUAAAGCUAAUGUUCAAAUAUCACAAUUGCAAUCGUCGCCUGUAGUUAUAUUAAGUUCAGGUCCAAUUCCAAGUCUGCAGGAAGUUUUUGAAGAGUUGGAUAAAAAUUAUAAUGGUAAUGGUAUUUAUUUAGGUUUAACGACAAGAUUUGAACAGGAGGAAAUAACUGUAAAUACUAUUAAGGACUUAAGUGAUUAA
Messenger RNA from Racocetra persica, 261 nucleotides. The record is from the annotation of a GenBank genome assembly. Lineage: Eukaryota; Fungi; Glomeromycota; Glomeromycetes; Diversisporales; Gigasporaceae.